This is a messenger RNA of Lotus japonicus, 2493 nucleotides long. RefSeq lists its product as uncharacterized. The transcript is spliced from 7 exons. The record is from RefSeq and is a predicted model, not a curated record. Bases 321 to 2249 code for a protein of 642 amino acids. Gene Ontology annotation, biological process: lipid catabolic process. Lineage: Eukaryota; Viridiplantae; Streptophyta; Magnoliopsida; Fabales; Fabaceae.
CCAAUCCACCCCUAUCACAAUCCCCAAACCAUCAAACAAUCAAGGGCAUUAUAGUCAUUUGAGAGUAGACCAAGCUUCUAUAACCAACCUCCCCCAGAAAGCAAAACCACAACACCACCACGCUCUCUCUUCUUCAACCUCUCUACAAAGUUUCCGAUUUCAACCUUAAAACCCCAAAUUUAUUAUCUUUUUCCAAACCCCAUUUCAUUUCCCUCUUACCCAUUAUUCAAUUCGCUCUCGUUUCGUUCAUUCAAUCAUUCUUUUGGUGGUUUUUUUCGAUUUCUUGACGCGUUUUCCGGUGGUGGGUCCCCGAUAUCGGGAUGGCGGCGGGGACAAUGGCGACGGCGGCCGGAGCGGCGGUGAUGCUGUACUACGUGAGCCGGAGGCUCGCCAGGAAGGAGGUGGAGGAUGAGGAUCACUCCGGCGAUGAUGAUUUGUCGAAAUCGAGUAGAUCGCUUCGCCGGAGGAGGAUCUCACGGCGGCCGGCUCAGGCGCCGGCGACGCUGCUUGAAUCGAUCGUUACGUUGUCGGAGACGUUGAGGUUCACGUACUCUGAGACGCUUGGGAAGUGGCCUAUUGGUGAUUUGGCGUUUGGGAUCAACUACUUCAUGAGGAAGCAGGGUAAUUUGCAAGUUGCUAGUGUGUAUGCUGGGAGUGAUUGUGUACAACUCAAAGGGGAUGAAAUAAUUGUGGAGUUAUAUGAGUUAUUGAGGCUGUUGACACUGUGCAUGCUUUUCUCUAAGAAGCCAUUUCCUGUGUUUUUGGAUUCUGCUGGAUUAACCCUGGAUGAUGUGCUCUUGCAGAAGCCUAAAGCUGCGCUUCUGAAGCCUGCUUUCACAAUAAUACGUGAUGAACAGUCAAAAUGUUUACUUCUAUUGAUCCGGGGUACUCACAGCAUUAAAGACACGCUGACAGCUGCAACUGGUGCUGUUGUGCCCUUUCACCAUUCGGUUUUAACUGAUGGUGGGAUAAGCAACUUGGUUUUAGGGUAUGCACACUGCGGUAUGGUUGCUGCUGCUCGUUGGAUUGCAAAGCUCUGCACUCCUACCCUACUUAAGGCUCUUGGUGAAUGUCCAGACUUCAAAGUCAAGAUUGUUGGGCACUCACUUGGUGGUGGUACUGCUGCACUAUUAACAUAUAUUCUUAGAGAGCAGAAAGAGUUCUCUUCAAGCACUUGUGUCACAUUUGCCCCAGCUGCGUGUAUGACAUGGGAGUUAGCAGAAUCGGGAAAGCACUUUAUCACUACCAUCAUAAAUGGUUCUGACUUAGUGCCCACAUUCUCAACUUCCUCAAUUGAUGAUCUCCGAUCUGAGGUCACUGCAUCGUCUUGGUUAAAUGAUUUACGGGACCAGGUUGAACAGACAAGGGUCCUAAAUGUUGUAUACCGCUCAGCAACUGCACUUGGAUCUCGCCUACCAUCUAUAUCCAGCGCAAAAGCUAGGGUUGCUGGUGCUGGUGCUAUUUUGAGGCCAGUAACCAGUGGCACUCAGGUUGUGAUGAAACGUGCACAAAGUGUUGCUGAAGCUGUUGUCAGAACUCGAUCAUCGUUGUCAUCAUGGUCUUGCAUGAGUGCACGCCGCCGAAAUGUUAGUUCAUCGCCAAAUUCUAAAACAGAAGUCUUAAGCGAAACUUCUCUAAUAAUAGCUGAUACGUGUACGAAAUCUCUUUUGACCGAAGAGACAGUAAGUGAUUCUCUGCUUAAGGACGAACAUAGUUCCUCAAGUGGAGGAUCUGGCCAUGACGACACAGAUGAAGAGGAACAGCUCAUUCCUGCUAACCAAGACGUUACCACAUCCACUGUAGAUGACAUAACAGAAGGGCAGCUAUGGUAUGAGUUGGAGAAAGAGCUUCAAAAACAGGAAAGUACCAUAAACAUUCAUGCUCAGGAAGAAGAAGCUGCAGCAGCAAAAGAGAUUACUGAAGAAGAGAAUCAGCUUGUUGAUGCUGCAGAAUGCAGUGAUUCAAUCACAACAACUGAGAACUUGGACAAUCAUCGAUUUUAUCCCCCAGGAAGAAUCAUGCAUAUUGUUUCUGUACCUUCUUCGUCUGAUGAUUCAAAUUCAGAUUCUGAUAAUCCUCCUGUAGAGGAACAUGUCUGCUUAUAUGAAACACCUAGAGAGUUGUACAGCAAGCUCUGGCUUUCAAGAACGAUGAUAAAUGAUCAUUACAUGCCAAUGUAUAAGAAGAUGAUGGAACUAUUAAUCCGAGAACUAGAGAAAGAUAGUAGCUGUAAUACUAUAAGAAUUUAAUGGGUAUACACUGUCAGUGUAAACUUUGUUUACACAGUCGCCCAAUUGAAUUCCGUCACAUCAGCAAAUAUAUUCUUGUUUUAAUUAAAAUUUAAGAUGAAAGAUAUUAUUUCACUUAUAUGGCAUGUUGUGAUUGGUUGUCAGUGUAAAACAGUUUUACACUGACAGUGCAUAUCCAUUAAACUCUUUUAUGUUGUAAUUUAAAUAUUAAUAAAUUUUGUAUAGAUGAAUUCUUUUAUGUAAA